AUGGAACGAUUCAAUAGAAUGCUCGCUGCCGCCCAAGGCAUGGGCAUGGGUCAAGGUGCUUCUGGUGGCGAUACGAAUCUAGUUGACAACUCCGAGACCGUUUACAUAUCAUCCCUCGCCUUACUAAAAAUGCUCCGUCACGGUCGCGCUGGUGUACCCAUGGAAGUCAUGGGCUUGAUGCUGGGAGAAUUCGUGGAUGACUUCACCGUCCGCGUUGUAGAUGUCUUUGCGAUGCCCCAAUCAGGAACCUCCGUCAGUGUCGAGUCCGUCGAUCCUGUCUUCCAAACGAAAAUGAUGGACAUGCUUCGACAAACCGGUCGCCCCGAAACUGUUGUCGGUUGGUACCAUUCUCAUCCAGGCUUUGGCUGCUGGCUCUCCAGCGUCGAUAUCAACACCCAACAAUCUUUCGAGCAGCUGACUCCCCGCGCUGUGGCCGUCGUCGUCGAUCCUAUCCAGUCCGUCAAAGGCAAAGUCGUCAUUGAUGCUUUCCGCUUAAUCAACCCGCAGACAAUGAUGAUGGGACAAGAGCCCCGCCAGACAACCUCGAAUCUUGGCCACCUGAACAAGCCGUCCAUACAGGCUCUCAUCCACGGAUUGAAUCGUCACUACUACAGUAUCGGGAUCCAAUACCGCAAGACCGGCCUCGAAGAGAAUAUGCUGAUGAACUUGCACAAAGAAGUCUGGACCGAAGGCCUGGAGCUGCCUCACAGCUUCGGCGAUGAACGCAAACGUAACGAAGAAGGCCUACAACAACUCGUCUCCCUGGCCGAGGGCUACGAGCGGAGAGUACGAGAGGAGAACGAACUAUCGCCCGAGCAGCUAAAGACGCGGUAUGUGGGUAAAGUCGAUCCGAAGAAACAUAUCGAGGAUGUCGGCCAGCGGCUGAUUGAGGACAACAUUGUUGCGGUCUCGCGGCAGAUGAUCGACAAGGAAGCCAGCGUUGCGAAGAAGGCUCAGCAAACGAAUGGAAACGGUACACACGCUUUAUACAAUGGCGACAUGGACGUAGACGAGGAGAGGUAA
Molecule: messenger RNA, 1023 nt
Organism: Exophiala aquamarina CBS 119918
Lineage: Eukaryota; Fungi; Ascomycota; Eurotiomycetes; Chaetothyriales; Herpotrichiellaceae
Product: 26S proteasome regulatory subunit N11
Exons: 1
Coding region: 1-1023 (340 amino acids)
Biological process (GO): protein deubiquitination; proteasome-mediated ubiquitin-dependent protein catabolic process
Cellular component (GO): proteasome regulatory particle, lid subcomplex
Molecular function (GO): proteasome binding; protein binding; metallopeptidase activity
Source: RefSeq, a predicted model, not a curated record